Molecule: messenger RNA, 1026 nt
Organism: Engraulis encrasicolus (European anchovy)
Lineage: Eukaryota; Metazoa; Chordata; Actinopteri; Clupeiformes; Engraulidae
Gene: gpr160
Product: G protein-coupled receptor 160
Exons: 1
Coding region: 14-1021 (335 amino acids)
Cellular component (GO): plasma membrane; signaling receptor complex
Source: RefSeq, a predicted model, not a curated record
CAGCAGGCAAGGCAUGGACCUCUCGAUCCCAUUCCUGCUGCUCUACCAGGGCGUCAUGUCGCUGCUGAACUGGUCCCUGGUGCUGGUCCAGAGGGCCCACCUUGCCGGCACCUUCAUGGGCACCUUCUGCGUGUCCCUAGCCCUGGUGGACUCGCUGUUCGCUGCCACCACCAUCGCUAUCUAUGGCCUCCAGGACUUCAUGCUGCUGGGCGUGCGCCUCACGCAGCACCACGUGUGCCUACUGGCGCAGGUCAUGGGCUGCAUGUACAGCACGUUGCACUGGCCCGUGCUGUUCGCAGCAGCUCUGGAUCACUUGACGUCUCCUCCUCCUCCUCCGCUGCAGCUGCCGCCGUCGGCGCUGCUGCCCGCACCGUUGGGGCCAACAGUGGGGCAGGAGAGGGUGACAGGCAAUGGCAAGGGCAAGGGGCGAGCUGGGGACUGGAGGCUGGGCCAUGUGGCCUGUGCGGGCAUGCUGUGGGCCUCGUCUGUGGUGUACGUGUUUCUGGGGCCCGGCGCCCUCCAGCCAGCGCUGGAUGAUUCACCUCACCUGCUCCUGGGGAGCUGCAAGGCGCACAACGGCACGGCGCAUUCCCUGAUCGCUAUAGGCCUGCUGGUGACCGUGGCGUGCGUUACCCUGUACGGCAAGCUGAUGCAGGGAGGACACGCCGACUCUGCGUACAGCGUAGAGGAGAAAGACAGCAAGAGGAGUGCUAGGCCCUUGAGGCAGAGGUUUCGUCAUCGUGGCGAACACUCGAGGAUAGGCAUUGUGGGACAUGCUCUCACCGUGUUCACAAAGACCUGGGCUGCUUUCCUAAUACUGGUGGUUGCUGUUCUGGUUUUCAGGACUGACGUGCCUUCUCACUUGGCGAUGAAUGUCCUCUGGCUGUGUUUCCUCAACAGUUUCCUGAUUAGCGUGUGCCUCUGCGCCCAUUACCGGCACUUAAAGGCAAAUAAGAUCUCAAAACUUACUGAUGGCUUUUGCCAGUGGGAGCUAACCUUUGCUGAGGGCGGUGCGACAUAGCGAAU